GCAGAAUCAAUGCUGUAGCAGGCAAAAGAAUGUGGAAAAAUGUCUCAAAGAGCUCAGAUAUUUCAACAAACAGAGGCAAUAGGUGUCGCUGCAACGCAGCAUGAGGAAUCUAAUCAGAAAGAGCUGACACAGCCAGUAGAGAGCAACAGUAUGCAGCAAGUGACACAACACGAGCAGCAGAGUAACAAUACAGGACAGAGAGCAUCGUUUCCAGCAGCAGCAGAAGGUAGUGGAAGACAAGAACAGAAGCUGACUGAAGAGCUAGCAAAAUAGAGGGAUUAUUACAGUUUUCGGAUUGGAGUCUGUUGGACCUUGUGCCAUGUGCUCAUAUUACAGGCAUUUUUGGAAAAAUGCAUUCAAGUCUCAUCAUGAAGCAUGACCUUCCCAGACAACACUGUGCAAUGAAGCAUUUUCAACAGUAAAAAAAACCCAAAAAAACCUCCUGAGCAUUAUUCAAAUAUAACAGUUUCAGCAAAAUGGAAAAUAGUAGCAAAUUUGACAGCCCCACUAACAUCUCCUUGGCUAACCAUGACAUCGUUUUUAGCAUGAAUGAGUACAAAGCCAUCUCUGUUUUCCUUGUUUUGUUUAUAUGUGGCAUAGGAAUAAUUGGAAACAUCAUGGUGGUUCUGGUUGUGUUCACCACUCGGGAUAUGAGAACCCCAACAAACUGUUACUUAGUUAGCCUGGCAGUGGCUGAUCUAAUGGUCUUGGUAGCCGCUGGAUUGCCCAAUGUAUCAGACAGUUUGGCAGGUACAUGGAUUUAUGGGCAUGCUGGCUGCCUGGGAAUAACUUAUUUCCAGUAUCUGGGAAUCAACGCCUCAUCAUGUUCUAUCACAGCAUUCACCGUGGAGAGAUACAUUGCGAUUUGCCAUCCUAUGAGAGCAAAGACUGUCUGCACUGUAUCCCGGGCUAAACGUAUUAUUGCCAUUGUUUGGAUCUUUACUUCAAUUUACUGUAUGUUUUGGUUCUUUCUGGUGGAUAUCCAUGUAAACAAGAGUCAACAAGUUGAGUGUGGUUACAAGGUCUCCAGAAACCUCUACUUGCCAAUCUAUUUAGCUGACUUUGCAAUAUUCUACGUCACACCACUGCUUGUAGCCACCAUCCUUUAUGGUCUGAUUGGCAGGAUUUUGUUCCUCAGUCCCAUUCCCCAGCACCCUGAGAGCACAACUGAGCGCUGGAGAGAGAAAAGUUCCAAAGAAAAAAACGAAUCAGAGACAGAAGGCAACAAGCCAAGCAAUCGUCUGAAAACAAAGGGGGCCCUGAGCUCCAGAAAACAGGUAACAAAAAUGUUGGCAGUUGUGGUUGUUUUGUUUGCACUUCUCUGGAUGCCCUACCGAACCUUGGUUUUGGUCAACUCCUUUAUGGACAAACCUUACCUAGAUCCUUGGUUCCUUCUUUUUUGCCGCAUUUGUGUCUAUGCCAACAGUGCCAUCAACCCUGUCAUCUACAAUCUUAUGUCUCAGAAGUUCCGUACUGCCUUCAAGAGACUAUGUAAGUGUGGGCAUGAGGAGACCCAAAGAAGAAGCAUGUACAUGACAACUACAAGUUACAGUAUGGUGAAAGAUGGUGUCAAUACUGGUGGGGAUACUAAGGACAAGCCAACUCUAGAGAAAACAAAUAUAAUUGCCAAACAGACCAAUAAAGCAGGCCCUGAAGGUGAUCUCUACUACAGUGUCGUUUAACUUGUCAAGUCUAUGUUAUGUGCCUUCAUGAAUAUCAGUGUACCUGGGAAAUAAUCUGUAUUCCAAGUAAAAACUUUUAUUAAUGUCCGAAAAAAAUAAUAAAAUUGUUGCCCAAUGAUGUCGCAAAAAGGCAAGGUUCAAGGUAUAGGUCAUUAAUAUGCUAUACAUAGUCCAAGAAAUUAAAUAUAUACAGGGCUUUGAUAUGAACACCGACCUUAAACUCUCUUACACUUGCGAUAACUAAUUCUCUAAUAGUUUAGGUAUGGCGUUUAAUGCUUGUCAUCUACAGGUCAGUCAUCAACAGUCAUCUAAUCUAUUUGUAAAUAACCAAAUUAGUCAAACUGACCAGUUUAAGACUCCACUGCACUUUCCGACAGGGAACUUUCUUUAUUAAAUUAAAAAAACAUACCAUACCCAUUAUUGAGGAGAUUGAUAAAAUGACAGAGGUCAAGGAGUUACUGUAAACCACACCCUGAAAUGUUUUUAUGCAAUGUGUUAUGGGAGAAGUAGCAGGAACUGACCUUACUCUUGGCAUUCCUGUUCAGAAUCAAUUGGCUGAUAAUGCUAGGGGAGCUCAAAGGGGAUAAAACGGAUAGAAUCGGGUAAUUUCUUGUUUGGGAUGUUUUUGAAACAAUGUAGCACGGUGACUGCUACAAAAAUAAUUCAUUUAUCUAACCCUGCCAUAAGCUAAGGAAGACAUUUGAUUGCAAUGGAGGGGUAGUUUGAACUGAAAAAGGCCAAAAACCUCUUCUAUUCCUAUUGGUAACAUAACAGUGUGCAAAAUAAUGUUACUUAAAAAAUUGAUAGAUAAAGAUUCCUAUAUAUAUUGUACAUGUUGCACAGUUGUUUGGAUUUGUUAGUUAUAUUGUGGCAGUUGUGGUUAUGGAUAUAUAUAUAUAUAUAUUUUUAUUCAGCCAGAUGUCUGGCAGCAUUUUAAUGUUUUAUACGUUUACGUGUUCCUUAUACCUCAGAUGAAGGGUUGCACUUAAUUUUUAGCUGUAAAAUAAAAAAAGGCUCCAGUAAAACCAAAGUUAUUUCUGUGUGGCAACAGAUUCUAAUACCUAGAUUCAAAUUUAGAUUGCUAGCACCUCUAUCACCAGUGUAAUUUUAGUUUUUUAUCUCACAUAGUUCCAAGUCAGAGAAUCUAUUAUGUACAUAAGUCUUCUAAGCAAGUGUCUCUUAUUAAUUGCCAGACACAAUAAAUACUCCUUUCAUAUAGGCCCUCUUCAGUAAUGUACAUAGACUCCCUAUCAUUUAGCCUAGCUGGAUCAACAUGAAAUAGCAACCCUUGUAUAUAAACUGGAACAACAUUUUAAAAGCUGUUUAAACCAUAUUAUUGUUUCACAUACAGUAUAGCCUCAGGUGUUUUUGUACUACCUUGAAGCUCAGCAAGAAACUGCUAUCAAGUUCAGGGCAAAAAUGUAUCUAUUGCCUUGAGCAAUGUGGUAUACAUUUCUGUACUUCAUUUAUUUGGCAGCAGGAGGUUCAGGGUUCUGAGGCACAUGUGUGAAUGCCAAUCCAGAAAUAUGUAUGACUUGGAGUGGAAAUGAUAACAGUUUGGCAGGCCUAUGUAUAGAGAAACAUACAAAUAAAAAAGCUCUUGAAAAGUU
Messenger RNA from Xenopus laevis (African clawed frog), 3292 nucleotides. RefSeq names its product thyrotropin releasing hormone receptor 2 L homeolog (gene trhr2.L). The record is from RefSeq and is a predicted model, not a curated record. Gene Ontology annotation, biological process: signal transduction; G protein-coupled receptor signaling pathway; phospholipase C-activating G protein-coupled receptor signaling pathway. The transcript is spliced from 4 exons. NCBI's taxonomy places the organism in Eukaryota, Metazoa, Chordata, Amphibia, Anura, Pipidae. Bases 477 to 1682 code for a protein of 401 amino acids. Gene Ontology annotation, cellular component: plasma membrane; membrane. Gene Ontology annotation, molecular function: G protein-coupled receptor activity; thyrotropin-releasing hormone receptor activity.